AUUUAAUACGUGUGUUUGGUCGAUAAAGUACCGAUUUGAUUAGAAGCUGGUUCCACAAGGGUGGGGGUGUACAUUACAACGGCGCAGGUGCAACUCGAUAGAUUUUUACACGGCUAUCGAAAUCUUCGUAGCCUCUGGGUGCCCCAGGUCUUCGAACUAAGCAUCCUGUUUUCGCAGUCCCCCUGGCCGUGACGGCAAAGCCCCAAGCGUUUAUUUCUACCCGGCAGAAAAAUAAAAUAAAAUUGUAGAAAGAACGUAAAGAAAAACGAAGAAAAAAUCGAAGACAAAAAAAUCCAGCUCCGAUCAUAGCAUAGUUGCUAAAUUAAUUGUGCGUGGGAGGAUGAGUUAAUAAAAAUAUACAUCUAUAUCUAAAUAAACCGUCCGUGAAUCGUGUCACAAACGAUUUUACAUUUAACCAUAACAAUAACGAUGAUAAAUACAAUAACGAUACCGAUAAUAAUGUAUUAAAAACUAGUGUAUUUAUUAGGAUAAUAACAAUAAUAUUAAAAACCCGUUCGUGAGAUAGUGAGAGGGCGAGAGGCGCGCCACCAACGAAGGAAGCUUUGAACUGUUAUAUUCCUCUCUGGUCGAAUCGAUAUUCCACUCAAAUAUUGACUACGCGAUUGUAGUGUGUCGUGAGUAAGAGGAAGUGGGGCCCUCGGCAGCGAUGCGCCUGUGAAGUGGUAUUAAAAAGGGUUUUUUUUUAAAAUACAGUGACCACAAUUUAUUGUUGGCUAAUAACAAAGUCGUAAAAGAAACGACGAGAUGUUAUUCUGCGUCUCCCUGUUUUCGACGGGCCUCGUUCUACUGGCAGUCGGGAAUUCGCAAGCCAUUUCUCUCGAGUCGUCACCGUCAUCCUACGGCAAUCAUGGAGUACCUCGACUAGAACUCGAAAGCUUGGACAGUGGGUACCAUGGACUGGUGAAAGAGAAUGAAACUCUCGUUGAAGUCACCCCACAAAUUCGUGCCUCUGGUUCAAAAAUAUGCUCAUUUCGCAUAGCGAAUAAACACCAUGGAGACGCACCAUUUGAAAUUGUACUGAAGGAGAAUGGAGUCGCUGAACUCAGAGCCUUGAGGGUUUUGAACUGCGAAAAGAGACGAAAUUACAAAUUCGACAUUGCUGCUGUUGGCUGUUCUGGAGCACAGUCUGAAAACGCUACAGUUCAUAUAACUGUAGUAGACGUGAACGAAUAUGCACCACAGUUUUUACAACCCGCCUACGUCAGUGCCGUCGACGAAGGGCGACUCUAUGAGGAAGUAGUACGAGUCGAGGCAUCUGAUCGUGACUGUACUCCCAAAUUUGGAGAUGUCUGCAAGUACGAAAUUCUGACCGCUGAUCAACCAUUUGUUAUCGACAAUGAGGGUGCAAUCCGUAAUACAGAACCUUUGGAUUAUGAAAGAUCUCACAAUCAUAUCCUUAGUGUCGUUGCCUACGAUUGCGGCAUGAAACAAUCUGCUCCAGCUAUGGUGACGGUCAAAGUAAACCGCGUCUGUUCUCCUGGUUGGAGAGGAGUUCCCGAAAGAGUCGAUUACGCCGCUGGGGCUGGACCACAGCCGCUUCUUCCCUAUGCUCGUCUUGAAUUAUGCGAUGCUCCCUGUGUUUUGAGAAGUCUUCGAACAACAUUGACUCUGGCUACCGAUCAUAUAGGAAAAGGAUGCGAUCGAGAUACCUACGGAGUGAGAAGUCAGCGUAAAUUGUGCGGUGCAUCUAGGGACAGCGUUGAUCUUUUGCCAACACCAGGACCAUCCACUCCUUGGACUUCGUCACUUUCUAGAGACGAAGGAAGGGAGGCUGAUGAAAUAUUCGAAUUCGACGGUGCCAGCUCUGCUGCUAUCAUUCCUAACGAAGUGCUCGAUCACGCCCUCGCACAGAAAUUCAGCGUGGGAGUCUGGGUCAAGCAUCGCCCUCGUCCCCGACAAGACCCCCAUGUUAAGGAACACAUUUUGUGCGCUGCGGACGAUCACAAAAUGAACCGCCAUCACUAUGCUCUAUUCGUUCGAAACUGCAGGCUGAUUUUGUUAUUGCGUCGAGACUUUUCCGAGGGUGACCCGAACAUCUUUAGACCGGCAGAAUGGCGUUGGAAGUUGGAUCAAGUUUGCGAUGACAGAUGGCACCAUUACGCAGUCCAAGUUGACUUCCCUCGCGUAACUCUCUUCGUCGACGGGGCUGAGCGGCAUUCGGAUGAAAAGAAUCCCGAAGUAAUCGACGACUGGCCAUUGCAUCCUGCCAAAGGAAUAAAUACCACCCUUACCGUCGGAGCCUGCUGGCAAGGCUCGGACAAUCGCACGAAGCACCAUUUCCGCGGUUACUUGGCUGGUCUCUCCGUACUUGUUGGUAGAAACGAACGACCCGAGGUUUUGUCCUGUCUUCGACGCUGCCAGGAAGGUCUUCACGUCCCUCCGAUGGACCUUUUGCAACCCGGAACACAACUGCUGGCUAACUCUGACCUUACAGACGUCAGCAUCGACGGUGAUAAUCGCACAAACGUAGAAACCCUCCUCCGUCGUAUCGGAUACUCCAACUCUCGACGCUUCCCAACUCCUGGUCGCCGUAAUUUCCGACUCGACACGACGAUCCUCUGCGAAGGAAGCGAAGCGAAACCACUGGCUGUACCCUCCGUCCAAUCUUACGUCACCGUACUACCUCCGCCAAGACCCGGGAUAACGGUCAACGGAACCGGAUACGUCGCCAGGGAAUAUGCGGAUUUCCGUCUCGGAGUCAGAGUCUUCCCGGACGCUCGUGUCACUGCAGGUUCAGCGGCGCGACUCGACGCGUGUGCGGUGAGCGUUUAUCCCAGUUUAAAUCCAGAUCACGAAAGUCUAGGUCUUCCAGGAGACGCGCUGAGACGACUCAAUUCCAUUACUGCGAGGGUAGAUCGCGACGGUGUAGUUCUAUCCGGUGCAGAUACCCCUUACGAUUACCAGCAGCUCAUCAGAUUCAUAACUUACACAAACCGUAAGCCCGCUUACUAUUUGGACAGAGUUUUCAAACUGACAUGCUCCGAGCUCAGCGGUAGAUUCGCCAGUAACGAGUACGUCCAAACUCUGGCUGUAAUUCACCCUAAGGAAAAAACAACCGUAGUCCCACCUCCGACUCCUGGUGAACUGCCAAUUGCGAGAAUCCUCGAGCCUGCACCUGGUCACGCGCAGCUUUCCCCUCAUCACGCCGAUCUGCCAGAGGAUUACGCAACGACAAACCUCAGGGAAGCUGGUCGAACGAUUUCCGGAGCCGGAGGGAGUCACGCUGUGACAAUAGUAGCGGCUGCAUGCGUUGGAUUUUUAUUACUGAUGGCUGUUGUCGGAGCUGCUAGAGUAAGAGGAGCUGCUAAAAGGCGACGAUCCGCCGGAGACGAGUUGGCAGCUGAAACCGAAAUGGCUUGGGAUGAUUCCGCAUUGGCAAUCACCGUCAACCCUAUGGAUCGAUUGGCGGACCAUCGUAACCCACGUAAUACCAGUCAGAGGGACGAAGAUGCAGAUGAUUCAGGAAGUUCCGAUUCGGAUGACGCGUCGUACAGGGACGAGGACCUGGACAGCAGCGAUUGCGAAAACGAAUGCGAACCGAACAACAGUCAACGUCAUUGUCACAAUUCACCCCAUGACCUCGAGUGGGACCACCGUGACGUCUAAUCGUACACAAUCCACCUCGAUGUCUCGCCGUUUGGUGUUAAUUAAGAGGAGUACUUUUGCUGAUAGAAAUUACUUUCUUCUGUCACCUCCGUUACCGCGUUGUUCGUCUUUUGACGUUUACAAGCUCUCUUUUCAUUUCUCUCUAUUUCACUUUCUAUUUUUCUGAGAGUGUCUUCCCCCCUGCCCGGCCCCUUUUUAAUCGAUCGACUACGUUGAGAAUCGUACCGUUCAUUCGUUUAUUUCUUUUUUAUUUAAAAAAUUGAACACUUUCAAUCACGUUGUUAUUUUGAUUCGAUAACAAAACAGAACUUCUAUAAUCUCAGAUUCGUCGCGCGCCUACGCUCUUUAUAUACUUUUUGCUAUGAAAAUAUUAUCGUCAGUUGAUGAGAAAAUCUGCUGAAACAAUAAUUAGAAUGAAAAAAAGAUGAAAUAAUUCUAUCCAGCCUACACAAAUGAACUUUAACGCGCGCUACGUUCUCACGCACAGUUCCUAUAGGAUGAUAUACUAUAUGCUCUGAAACAGUCGUCUUUUAACAGACAAAAAGUUUGCAUAGUUGAAUUGAUUUUAUUGAAAUGUUGCAUGCCCUUUGUUGUCGAUUUUGAGAGAUGACCUGCCGGUCGCUCUUUAAAUUUUAAAAGAAUCGUUGAGAUCCGCGUUUUACACGCGACAUGUGUCCGUCCCGCUCGGUAGCAUUUAUUACCAUAGCGUUUAAUUGUCUUUAUUAAUUUUAUUUGUCGUAGGUACUCCUUUUAAAGUUUUGUCAAACGCGGAAUGUAUGAGAUGGUCUUACUAUAAACUCGUAAUUUACCUGCAAUACGUUGCGUCGGUGCGACGCACAUCAAUUCAAAAGAAGAGAAGAGAAAAAGAAACACGCAUUCUUUACCCAAAUAAUUUUUGGGUAUCACGCCACGCAUUUAAUAAUAACUCAUUUAUAUUAUCGAUUGAUAGCAAUCAUUGAAGUCGAGAUAGGGAGCUUCUUUCUUUUAUUUCCUUUCUACUCAAUGCCAUUAAUCAUACUUUUAUUUUUCUCUUGUUCGUUUGAGUAAUAGUUCGUUUUUUCUUUUAAUUCGGAUUUUUCCUACUAUUAUCAUCCAACAGGGUGAUGUUUUUUAAAUGAUUUUUUAUCGAGAAAAAAGCAGAACUA
Molecule: messenger RNA, 4772 nt
Organism: Athalia rosae (coleseed sawfly)
Lineage: Eukaryota; Metazoa; Arthropoda; Insecta; Hymenoptera; Athaliidae
Gene: Cals
Product: calsyntenin-1
Exons: 4
Coding region: 766-3627 (953 amino acids)
Biological process (GO): positive regulation of synapse assembly; positive regulation of synaptic transmission; homophilic cell-cell adhesion
Cellular component (GO): postsynaptic membrane; cell surface
Molecular function (GO): amyloid-beta binding; calcium ion binding; kinesin binding
Source: RefSeq, a predicted model, not a curated record